Molecule: messenger RNA, 684 nt
Organism: Paraglomus occultum
Lineage: Eukaryota; Fungi; Glomeromycota; Glomeromycetes; Paraglomerales; Paraglomeraceae
Source: the annotation of a GenBank genome assembly
AUGAACACACAAAGACUUGUUCCGCUCUCUUUAAGUUCACUGAGCAGAGGUAGCUUAGUACACGCCCAUAUACGCCCAGGCAGUACUCGUCCCCAGUUCUUCACACACAUACCUUCAUUUGCCCGAACCUCUCUCCCGAGCCUUACACAUCUUCGCACCUAUGCCACUCAGCCCUCUCCUUCUUACACUCGUCGUGAAUCUGCACUCGAUAAAGCCGGAACGUCCUUUUUAUUGACAGAAUUGGUCCGAGGAGCGUGGUUGGUGUUGGAAAAUUUCUUCAGGCCGCCGUACACAAUCUAUUACCCUUUUGAGAAAGGAGCAUUGAGUCCGAGAUUUAGAGGAGAACAUGCUUUGAGGAGAUAUCCUACUGGCGAAGAGCGAUGCAUCGCAUGCAAAUUAUGUGAAGCUAUUUGUCCUGCUUUGGCGAUUACCAUCGAGGCAGAGACAAGAGAUGACGGAAGUAGGAGGACGACAAGAUAUGAUAUCGAUAUGACCAAGUGCAUAUACUGUGGAUUCUGCCAGGAAGCGUGCCCUGUCGAUGCUAUAGUGGAAGGUCCGAAUUUUGAAUAUUCAACCGAAACUCGUGAAGAAUUACUCUACAACAAAGAAAAACUCCUUGCUAACGGAGACAAGUGGGAGCCAGAGAUUGCUAAAAAUUUAGAGGCGAACAGGUAUUACGUAUGA